AAAAUUCUAUUGAAGGUAGCCACAUCAUGCUUAAGAGACAGUACGAACGGACCAUAUAUGUCAGUGGAACGGACCGAAUUUGAAUUAAAUAAACAAACUGAAACCACAUAUAAAAUAGCCAAGUGAAGUACCUGUAUUAGUUAUUUGAGUUGACGGAGUUGACUGACAUCAGACUGUCCUGUUCAUUUCUUAAAAAGCAUGUUAUGGACAAAUAGCAAAUAAGAAUAGCCAUUAGCCAAGUGAAGAGCCGGCCGGCAAAGAAAUAAACAAACAAACGUCAAUCUUGGAAAUUGGUGGGAUUUGUUUGGUGCAAAGAGUACUUUAUUACGGAAAGUUUUGUGGUUUUCACUAGAAACGUUGCUCGAUUCGCUAAAAUUCAAGGGUUCAAACAGGUUCAAACGACAAAAUGGAUAAAAAUAAAGAAAAGGAAGAGCAGGGUAUCAUGGAUAAAUCCAUGAGAUCAGUUUUCGUUGGAAAUAUACCUUAUGAAGCUACUGAAGAAAAACUGAAAGAUAUAUUUAGUGAAGUGGGCCCAGUACUAUCAUUCAAAUUAGUAUUUGACAGAGAAACUGGAAAACCCAAAGGUUAUGGUUUUUGCGAAUACAGAGAUCAGGAAACAGCCCUCAGUGCUAUGAGAAAUUUGAACGGUUAUGAAAUUGGAGGCCGAUCGCUCAGAGUUGACAAUGCAUGUACAGAGAAAUCAAGAAUGGAAAUGCAAGCAUUGAUGCAAGGACCUCAGGCUGAAAAUCCCUAUGGUGAACCAGUAGAGCCAGAGAAAGCACCUGAAGCCAUUAGUAAAGCUGUAGCGACAUUGCCUCCAGAACAGAUGUUUGAGCUAAUGAAACAAAUGAAACUUUGCAUUCAGAAUAACCCUACAGAAGCAAAAAACAUGCUAUUGCAAAAUCCUCAACUAGCAUAUGCACUCCUGCAGGCUCAAGUUAUCAUGAGGGUUAUUGACCCAGCUACAGCAGUAACUAUGCUCCAUCCAUCAAAUCCUCAACAGCCAGUGGAAAAGCCUCCACCCAAUACCUACAAUAUGUCUAGUAAUCAACCACCAGUUCAACAACAACCACCUUCACUGAUGGCAAAUCCAGUGCUUCCACCCAACCAGUUCCCAUCCCGCGCGGCGAUGGGCGACGUAGACCUGCGUGGGACCCGCGCGCCCGCGCCCAUGCCCGUAGCGCCGCCGCCGUUGGACCAGGACAUGCGCAGCCUGCCCAUGCCGCCGCACCCCGUGCCACCGCCCGCGCUGCAGCCGGACAGUGGUUUCCCGCGCGAUCCUCGCCUCUCCAACACGCCGCAGUUCUGUAUUGACCCGCGAGGGCGCUCCAGCGACCCCCGCAAUCAACAGAAAAUGUCUACACAGCAAUUGCCGCCCGGUAUGCCGAGCAUGGCGCAGGCGAGAACUAUUCAGGGCAUACCGUCUGGAGCCUCCGAUCAAGAAAAGGCCGCGCUGAUAAUGCAGGUGCUGCAGCUGUCGGACGAGCAGAUUGCCUUGUUGCCGCCCGAGCAGCGCGCCUCCAUCCUCAUGCUCAAGGAGCAGAUCGCCAAGAGCACCCAGCAGCGGUAG
This is a messenger RNA of Chilo suppressalis (striped riceborer), 1570 nucleotides long. The record is from the annotation of a GenBank genome assembly. Lineage: Eukaryota; Metazoa; Arthropoda; Insecta; Lepidoptera; Crambidae.